AUGGCUGCACCUCUUGAGAAGACGGUUCAAGACUUCAAUGGUUCGUGGGUGAUGAACAAAAAGGAAUCCGGCAACACCGACGCCAUUCUCGAACUGCAGGGUUUUGGUUGGCUCCUCCGUCGGGCCAUCCGUAUCGCAACCGUCACCCUUAUUUGCAAACAGUACAAGGACGAAAAUGGCCUUGAGCACAUCGACAUCGACCAGAUCACCACUCCAAGCCUUCCGGGUAAGAAGGAGACUCCCGAGGAACGCGUUCUCGACUGGGAAUGGCGUGACAGCGUGAACGGAGUCUUCGGCAAGGUCAAGGGUCGCACCCGCCGGAUUACGUUGGCCGAUCUCCCCGAUGAUGAGGACGGCAAGUUCAUGAAAGAAGGCUGGGACGAGAGCACCAUCGAGGGCGGUGACCUGAUCGAAACCUUUGUGGAGAACCAGGACAGCGGCUGGACGGCCAACCAGACCUGGGGCUUCGAGCUUAAAGACGGAGUAAGGAAACACACGAGACACGUCGUCGUCAAGGCCGGGGAAAAGGUCCUGAGGGAGAAGUUGGUCUACGACUACAACGGCCCUCUUCCGGAUCAGUGA
Molecule: messenger RNA, 582 nt
Organism: Lasiodiplodia theobromae
Lineage: Eukaryota; Fungi; Ascomycota; Dothideomycetes; Botryosphaeriales; Botryosphaeriaceae
Product: Lccl domain-containing protein
Exons: 2
Coding region: 1-582 (193 amino acids)
Source: RefSeq, a predicted model, not a curated record